AAGUGCGGCUCACACCGGUAUUCACACGGAGCUGACUGUGAGGAUGGCCGGCUUUGCAGAGCUCGGGCUGUCAUCGUGGCUUGUGGAACAAUGUCGGCAGCUCGGUUUGAAGCAGCCCACACCCGUGCAGCUCGGCUGUAUCCCCGCCAUCCUAGAGGGUCGGGACUGCCUGGGCUGUGCCAAGACGGGAAGCGGCAAAACAGCAGCGUUUGUCUUGCCCAUCUUGCAGAAGCUGUCUGAGGAUCCCUAUGGCAUCUUCUGCCUCGUCCUGACCCCCACCAGGGAGCUGGCCUACCAGAUCGCAGAACAGUUCCGGGUCCUAGGGAAGCCUCUUGGCUUGAAAGACUGCAUCAUCGUUGGCGGCAUGGACAUGGUGGCCCAGGCCCUGGAGCUCUCCCGGAAACCACAUGUGGUCAUCGCCACGCCGGGGCGCCUCGCUGACCACCUCCGCAGCUCCAACACUUUCAGCAUAAAGAAGAUCCGCUUCCUGGUGAUGGAUGAGGCAGACCGCCUAUUGGAGCAGGGCUGCACUGACUUCACUGUGGACCUGGAGGCCAUCCUUGCGGCCGUGCCAGCCCACAGGCAGACGCUGCUCUUCAGUGCCACACUGACCGACACGCUGAGGGAGUUGCAGGGCCUGGCCACCAAUCAGCCCUUCUUCUGGGAGGCUCAGGCCCCGGUGCGCACAGUAGAACAGCUGGACCAGCGCUACCUGCUAGUGCCUGAGAAGGUCAAGGAUGCCUACCUGGUCCACCUGAUCCAGAACUUCCAGGAUGAGCAUGAAGACUGGUCCAUCAUCAUCUUCACAAACACAUGCAAGACCUGCCAGAUCCUGUGCAUGAUGCUGCGCAAGUUCAACUUCCCCACCGUGGCGCUGCACUCCAUGAUGAAACAGAAAGAACGCUUUGCUGCCCUGGCUAAGUUCAAGUCCAGCAUCUACCGGAUCCUGAUCGCGACAGAUGUGGCCUCCCGGGGCCUGGACAUCCCUACGGUGCAGGUGGUUAUCAACCACAACACCCCCGGGCUCCCGAAGAUCUACAUCCACCGGGUUGGCCGGACAGCCCGCGCAGGGCGGCAGGGCCAGGCCAUCACGCUGGUGACCCAGUAUGACAUCCACCUGGUACACGCCAUUGAGGAGCAGAUCAAAAAAAAGCUGGAGGAGUUCUCGGUGGAGGAAGCCAAAGUGCUGCAAAUUCUUACACAGGUCAACGUGGUGCGGAGGGAAUGCGAGAUUAAACUGGAGGCGGCCAACUUUGAUGAAAAGAAGGAGAUUAACAAGCGGAAGCAGAUGAUCCUGGAGGGAAAGGACCCUGACCUGGAGGCCAAGCGCAAGGCAGAGCUGGCCAAGAUCAAGCAGAAGAACCGGCGCUUCAAGGAGAAAGUGGAGCAGACACUGCAGAGGCAGAAGGCUGGCAGGGCUGGCCGCAGGGGACGUCCACCCAGGGCCCAGCCUGAGGCCCGCUCGUCCACAGCACCCACUCAGGGCCUGGCCUGAGAUCCACAUGGUCCCCACCUGCCCAGCCUGGGACACCUUCAUCGAGCUGUCGGUGGGAGGAUCCUCCCCCAAGGACAGUUCCCCCUCCCAGUCUGCCCAGUCCCCCUCAGCAGAGUCCACGGACACCCAUGUUGUGUGGCGCACAGCCUCUCCACCCUGUGGCCCCUUCUCAGAGCCUUGGCCAGGAGCCAGGCAGCAGAGGAGGAAAGAAUGCUGGCUGUGAGGUUUGGGCCCAAGUCCACAAACAGUGACCUUGGCCCAGGAUCACCCUGUUGGGGGAUGCCAUGGGGCCCUGAAGUGAAGAUGUGUUACUUGCAGGAGGUGCUCAAUAAAUGAGUCUUUCAACUUC
Molecule: messenger RNA, 1844 nt
Organism: Camelus dromedarius (Arabian camel)
Lineage: Eukaryota; Metazoa; Chordata; Mammalia; Artiodactyla; Camelidae
Gene: DDX49
Product: DEAD-box helicase 49
Exons: 13
Coding region: 44-1495 (483 amino acids)
Molecular function (GO): RNA helicase activity; nucleic acid binding; ATP binding
Source: RefSeq, a predicted model, not a curated record